UCUCGAUCGACCGCUCCAACUCAGGUUUUGACAUCCGAUUUACACCCACCCGGUUAUGUUGACCGCUCGUUUCCGGCGGGUGCAGUUCGCGAUUCUGAUCCACAGUUAGUAGUGCAGCGCAGCUGGAACAUUGCUCUUGGCCCUUUGAGACAGGUUCCGAUGAAUCUCUUCAUCAUGUGGAUCUCAGGAAACUCAAUCUCGUUUUUCCCACUGAUGUCUGUUAUAAUGUUGUUUCUCCGACCAAUUCAAGCCCUGUUUUCUAUUCAAACGACUUUCAGUUUGAUCGAAGGUAGUCAAGCCCCAAUCCAACGGCUGGUCUAUGUUCUGGGGAACUUUGUGAUGAUAGCUCUCGCAAUGUAUAAAUGUCAUACAAUGGGCCUGUUACCAACUUACGCAUCAGAUUGGCUAUCCUUUGUCGAACCUCCUCUCGUGAGUUUGGCUGUCCAUUGUCACUUCCGAUUUUUGCCUUAG
This is a messenger RNA of Echinostoma caproni, 471 nucleotides long. The record is from the annotation of a GenBank genome assembly. Lineage: Eukaryota; Metazoa; Platyhelminthes; Trematoda; Plagiorchiida; Echinostomatidae.